Messenger RNA from Cuscuta epithymum, 1030 nucleotides. NCBI's taxonomy places the organism in Eukaryota, Viridiplantae, Streptophyta, Magnoliopsida, Solanales, Convolvulaceae. The record is from the annotation of a GenBank genome assembly.
CAGAACAGAUUUCGACUAAAAUAGAAAGAACAUAAACUUAUUUUUAAAUUUAAGUUAUACAAAGAUUAUUUGACCAAAGGAUUUCCAUCUGAAGUUCUCGUAUUGAGAGAGGGAUGGCGGUGAGACAGAAAGCAGUGGCAGCGCUGCCGACGUUGAUGCGAGCUUUGCGGAAGGAAUUUCCGAAGCACCAUAAUUCGCAUCCAAGCCAACCAUUGCCGUCACUCAGGCGAGCAUUCUCCCUAUACGACCAAAUCAACCUCAUAGAUAACGUUCCUGAAGAUCAACUUCGUUUCCAAGAGUUCAGUGAUACUGGAUUCAAAGUCAAUGGAGUGCAUUAUGAUGGUAGCCUGCUUUGUGUUGGGAACUUGCUAAUGUCUUGGAGUCCCAAGAAAUUUUCUGAUGUUACUCCUGAGAGGUACUCAUCUUCAACCUUACAUCAUAAAAGAAGCUUAGCCAUCUUCCAAACAAUCCACCCAGUGCCAGAGAUCCUCAUUAUUGGUUGUGGGAGGCACAUUCAGCAAGUAAACCCAGAGGUUCGAAAGUUUAUUCGUUCUACUGGAAUGAAAUUUGAGACAGUUGAUUCGAGAAAUGCAGCAUCUACUUACAACAUUCUAAAUGAAGAAGGCAGGAUAGUUGCUGCUGCUCUACUCCCCUAUGGAGUCCAAUCUUAAGGUGCUGUUUGUAUGUACUUAUAUAUGCCUUCUGAAUUCUUUUUCCUGGGCGGAGGAUCUGCUUCAGUGCUGAAUGAUCGACUACUUUUUCCAAUGACACCAAAAGAAAGAGAUAGAUUUUGAGCAACACGCCCUAAUUCCAAGUUUCUCCGACUGCGGUUUUCUGUUUUGAAACAUGAUACCAUACGGUUCUAUGCUUGGUAUAUCUUAGGUAAAGGAUUAUCAAAUCCAGUGCUGAAUAAGAUGAUUUCUUGAUCACAUUUUCUAUGGUUCUAGCAAUUUACUUGUAGAACAUUUUGUUAAAAAAAUAUGCCAACAGGAUGACUUUUUAAGUUGUUGAUUCAUUAUCAUUAUCAUUA